AUGUCCUUUUCUCUCGCCCUCGUCCUGACAAUCUUCCUCAUUAUCACGACCGGCCUCCGACUAUGGGUGCGAGCAGCGAACCGAAAGCUCGGCUGGGACGACUUGACCAUUGCUCUCGCAGGGGCAACGGCAAUCAUACGAUUUGCCUUCGUUGUCUUGCAGUGGAAACACGGAAACGGCAGACACCGAGUCUAUCUAAGCGACCAUGACUACAUGAUGAUCAACAUGUACGGCUGGUGGGGACAGAUGCUGCUUUUCAUCUCUGUGGCGUUUUUGAAGGUGUCAAUCUGUCUCCUGAUCCUUCGCAUCAAAGAUACCAAGGUGCUAAAGGGCUUGCUGCACGUCAUCAUGGCUGGUGUCCUCAUUACAAAUUUCGGGGUCGUGAUCAUUUUGAUAGCCGAGUGUCAGCCCGUUGGCUUUUGGAGGGGCAAGUCAGCCGUGUGCUGGCCAACACACAUCCGCAUUUACUUCAUCUAUGCGACAAUUGGUGUGGUCAACAUAUUGCGGAAACUCCAAGGCUUGGUUGCUGAUCAGAGGGCAUACUGCAUAGCCGGUAUCUGGUCAAACCUCGAACUGUUCCUGGGUAUCAUCGCCGCAAACCUCGCUCUAUCAAGGUCCAUUUACGUCCACUUCUUCAGCAACAGUAACGCGCAGCAGACACUUCCAGGGUCAACGGUCAGAUGUGACCCGUUGCAGUCGGUGUAUCUCAAUAGCAAACUCCGAGGUGACCGCUUUGAAGUGCCUUCGACGAUGAUUGGGUCACCUCGUCGAAGAGGGUCGGAGACGAGGAGCCUGGAUAGUGAUAUUCCGCUGAAACUAGGCAUCCAGAAGAAGACUGAAUUUUGGUGGACAGAGGACGAUGAAGGUCAACCGCAGAGACAGUCUUCGUGA
Messenger RNA from Colletotrichum fioriniae, 891 nucleotides. RefSeq lists its product as uncharacterized. NCBI's taxonomy places the organism in Eukaryota, Fungi, Ascomycota, Sordariomycetes, Glomerellales, Glomerellaceae. The record is from RefSeq and is a predicted model, not a curated record.